CAUUCACCUAAAGUAAAGAACAUAUGAGAAGAAUGAAUCGCGUUGCUGAAAGGACAUAUUUAAUCAGGUACUUGUGGAUAUUUUAAUAUUCCAUUUUACCAAAGAGCUAUACAAAUAAAUGUAUUUUAUACUUCUUUGAUUUUACUAUAAUUGCGUACGCGGUAAAGUUUACACAUGUACUUAACAUGUAAUUGGUCGAGCAAAAACAAACAUAUCUUGAUAUCACAUGUUAAUUAUAUUCUUCGAAAUAUACGUAGAAGUAAUUAUAUAGUUUGUAAACCUGAAAAAAGGGAUCCCGUGAAUGAAUAAAAAAACAACAACAAAAAAAAAAAAAAAAAAAAAAAAAAAAAAAACAGAAAUACAAGUAAUUGCUGCAAUGCCUUUACGUAACGUGUUAAAUAAAAAAAAAUGUCGGGGUUUUAAAAAUAAACUCAGUAUUGUUAAACUGGCUCAUAGAGAACAUUCAAUUUUAUUAUAAAAGAAUUCCUCUUUAGCCGGUGCUUGCGAGCGUGAAGGGUGUUGCAUAGUUCUUUACCUCUCGUGAACACAGUCAAACGGAACCUGUUAUUACUAGAUUCACAGAUGUAUGUAUGUGUAUGUCAACUAAUAUACUUAAAAAUAUUAUUUAAUAUGGAUGGAUGCAUGUAUUAAACUAGAUCUAAUGUCUUCAAUAUGAUUUAACAAACGUAAAGUCUUAAUCCAUGUCAUUUCUUGCCUUACUUAAUUUCCUCUCUUAAAGAACUUAGAAAAUAGAAGCGUGUUCCAUUUUAUCCAAGGAAAUAUUUUGUCUGCCGUAUGAGAGAGGUAGGUUCCAUGCGUCGUUGAUCUGCAAUAUGUCUUAUUCUUAACAUACAUAGUAUAAAAGCAAUUCUCGUAAACUUUCUAACCUGCAAUUAUUUCACUUUUUCUUCCUUUGAUUCCGGGCAGAUGGGCUACUGGCCUUGACAAUACCGUUGAGCGACAGGGAACACCUUGGAAUUUCGAAGAAAGAAAAACGGAACACAGGCUUGAAUAACACACAAGGAGAUCAGCGUUUCAUGCCAUAGAAGCGAAAUUAGGCUAUUUAAUAUAUCUUAGAAAAUUAAAAACUUCCCAACUGCCAUCCACGGAGACCUUAGUAAUAAUGUAUCACGGAUCGAUCUUGCAAAAUAAAGCCGAAAAAAUCUCCAACUAUUAAUAUCUUCACCAGCUACAUAUAGCUGUGUUCUAUUUGUCUUUCCACGCUAUUAAACAGGAUUUGCACAUAGAAACAAAACAAAAUAUGAGUAUUUCCUUGUUAUAGUUGCGAGCUGACGGGGACAUUCAGGGUUCCAACACUUGGGUGUUUAUUAUUUAAAAUGUUUUGUGUAACAUUGAUACAGCAGUAAACACUGUUACAGUAUAUUGAUAUAACUUUGUGUAAAUAAAGCAAAGUGUAAGUUGUUUAUACAACUGCUUUUUAGAAUUUCAAAAUAUACUUUAAAAUCACUUAAUAACUUCUAAAGCUCCCAAGAUGACAUAGCAAUAUCUUAAAAAAAAACUGACAAUACAUUUGAGCCGCAUCAUGAGAAAUCCAACAUAGUGCGUUUUGCGACCAACAUGGACCAAGACCAGCCUGCGUAUCCGCUUAGUCUGGGUAGGAUCCAUGCUGUUCGCUUUCAAAGCCUAUUGCAAUUAGAGAAACCGUUAGCGAACAACAUGGAUCCUGACCAGAUUGCGCAGUUUUCUCAUGGCGCGGCUCAGUAAUGAAAAUUCUCAGAGACACGUUUACAAAGUUCUGUUAUUUAUAACGUACUUUCUUCAUAAUCGAGAAACAAAUUUAAUUUGAAUUGAUAACGGACAAUUCAUUUAUGAAAUUUACUAUCCUUUAUGUAUAUUUGUGUGACAUGAAUAAAAUGAUGCCACCACAUUACUUCUUCAAAUUUUAAAAUUCUGUUUAUUUCAAUAUUAUGUAAAAACGUAGCUUAAACAAACGUGCAUGUAAUGCAGUGUAUUAAGAUAUGGCUGUUAGUUUGUUUACUGAGACCACUUAAAUUGCAUUUUUACUCCCCAUUUAAUGAAACAUUCGCUCCUUAAAAUAUUCUGAUUUAAAUGCAAAAGACUGUUUUAUUUAUGUAAAUUGCAAAAAACCUUUGACAUGAUGAAUGUUGUAUCUCCGCGUUAUUUAUCACUGAACUCGAACAAAUGUUUCGCCUAAUUGUUUCGGAAGAUUUUAGCAAUAUAUCAGAGUAAGAUCAAAGUGGUUUUGUUGAUCGUGUAGUUAUCAUUCUUAUUUCACUUUUUACAACAGUAACAAGUUUGUAAGCCGACAUAUAAAAUAAGGAUCAGGAAAUCCGGACAGUAUUUAUUGAAAUUCGAAUUCUGUUCAGAAUGGAGUACAUAAUAUUUUUUAUUUUCGCAACUGCAUGUAGUUUUCAAAUGGUUGCUUCGAAACUUUUCACUUUUGAAGUGGAAAACUUUGCACCAAACGCAAUGCGCAUGCCCAGGUCAGGGGCAUCUGGGAAUUUUACAGUACUUUUUAAACACGGCGACUUCAUUAAUAUAGAUUUCUGUUUACGAGUAUCGAGUAACGUUCUGUUAAAAAGCGCGAUUUACUCUAACGACGGACCGUCCGACACAGUCCGAGUAUCUUUAGAUGAGCAAUACAUCGGAACGUUCAAAACCUCGGCGUUUAAAAAUGGAGGGAAGGGGUGGAAUAAGUUUAGGUCGUCCAGAGAAUUUCCGGGGAAAAAGAAACUCGACAUAGGAAGGCAUAUUCUGACAAUUAAAGCAUCACAGUCAGACCAGUGGGGAUUGGAAAUUGAUUAUAUAAUAUUAGACAUUGAUGACAAAUACUUAGAAUAUAAAGACAUUCUGUGUAACCAGUAUUGCUUCGACGUCAAAUAUGACGACGUUCCAAGAAUUGAUUCUGUUCCAAGCGGCAAGUUUGUGCAAAGAUCGACAUCGACGCAGUGUUCUGAGCAGGACAACAUAAAAAUCGAUAUAUAUCAUGACAGGUCGACAAAUUUUGAAAUUAUUGCUAAUCUCCCAAAAUACGUUUCCUACGCUAACAACAGAGAGCCAAAUUACGACCAUUGCGUAUUAGCUUCCCCUUAUUGGAUAUUUGGUAACCAGACGAUAUCCCCAAAUACAGCAGACGUUCGCGAAGGUGAUGCGACAUUGGAAUUUUCCGGUUCGUAUUACAGAACAACAGCAACUGUGAGUUUCAACUUCAACAGGCUCACACCAACAAGAGAAACUGACGAAAGGCUCAUUGAUUCGGUACUGUUCGUGAAAUUACGUAACAUGCCGCGAGAAAAUGUCAUGGUCAAACCGGAAUACUUGACGGAAGGUCGGUGGAAGACAUUGCGUAACGUAGAAUUCACUCCGUUUGACAAUGAGCACACGUGGUCUAUACCAGAAAGAACUUGGGAUAUUACUGGUGAAAACCAGAUAAAAUUACUUAUAGAACCUGGUAAACAAGAAGUUAUAUUAGAUACAGUAAAAUUAGAACGACGGAACGGUAAAGACACUACUGUAGAACUCUAUGCGGACCCUGAUGUUGUGUUCGAGGGCGUCAGGCUUAGUUUCUGGCAGUACUGGCAGGAUCAGCCGAAUUCAAUGACAGUCACUGUACAAGCCUUGGGCACGGCAGAGUAUUUUAAAGUCGACAGCAUCCGAGUGUAUGUUAAAGUUCCUUGGACAGGCGCGUAUUCUCAAGUUUUCGUUAUGUUUCAAGAUGGCAGGAUACGACUUCAAGCAAUGACACCUCACGGUUUAGAUUAUAUCCCAUAUGGUGCUUCUGUCUACAUAGGUCAGCCAAAAUCUACAAGCUCGGAAAGGCCAUACUCACCAAUAGAAAGAGUUGAUAUAGAUCCGAAGAGCAAACGAAUGGCUCUGCGGUAUGCUGACGGAAACACCGCUGUGUUUAUCCUUCAAACGAGUUUCGCCGAAACUAAACUCAUAGUGAAAAAUGCAAUGUUCAAGAGAAAUCGAAAGGUGUUCCCGAUCAUGACAUUUCAGUCUAUGUGGAUACAUGACGGUAAUGCAGACACAGAUCACGUGACCAUUAACGGGGAUAUAUCCCGCCAUAUCACAUCAAAUUGGAGGGAAUUGUAUGGAAUAACUGCCGUGUUCUUUAAAAAGUGUAUUUCCCAGCACAAUACACAGGCGCCGGAUAUAAAGAUACAUUUCCUGUCUGGUGUUGAGAUAUAGUGUGUACAGUCCUGUCCAUGUAUACUGUACAUGGUGGAAAACAAUAUAGUUGCAGACAAAGGAAAACAUAUGUACGAAGAAAUUUAUUCUACAUUCAUUUCACAUCCACCAUCGAUAUGAAAGGUUUCUAAAUCAUUAGUCCUUUUGUCAUAUAGUAUAAACGUAGUAUUAUCUCCUGAUAUUAAUAUAUUGACUAUUAUAUCUUGUUCUUUAUUUAUAUAGUUACUGUUAGAAUAGGUUCGCGCUCGGCUCACGAUAAAUCACCCGUAAAGCAAUUUUAUGCUAGAUGGUGGUAGCAACUGUUAGAUACGAUUGUAUAUCAUGUACGAUUCACAUUUAGCAUUAAACAUUCACUAUUAGA
Messenger RNA from Mercenaria mercenaria, 4534 nucleotides. RefSeq lists its product as uncharacterized. Bases 2350 to 4173 code for a protein of 607 amino acids. The transcript has 2 exons. Lineage: Eukaryota; Metazoa; Mollusca; Bivalvia; Venerida; Veneridae. The record is from RefSeq and is a predicted model, not a curated record.